AUGCGAUCUAGAUGUACUGACACAUUGUCUUCUAGCUUACGAGCGCGGUCGCCUUUCGUUUGCCGAGCAUGUCUCCGCCAGAACUCGCAGAAAGGCCAAUCGCUGCCACUCAUAACCUAUACCUCUAGACGCACGCUUCAAACUGAGGUGGCUCCGAAAGUCGUCCCCUUCAGGAAGCAGCUCAAAGACGAAGCUAAGAAGAAACGCCUCGAAAGUGUUCCUAAGUCUUCCAAGAAAGCUAAGGGAAGCGAUCCGAAGCUCGAGAAAUGGGAGUUGACAGUUGGCAUUGAGAUACACGCCGAGCUCAACACCGCAAAGAAGCUCUUCUCGAGCGCGGCCACCUCGAGCAAUGAUGCGCCAAAUACACACGUAGCAUUGUUCGAUGUCGCGUUCCCUGGAAGCCAGCCUCACUUUCAGAGAGGGACGCUGUUGCCAGCGCUGCGCGCAGCUAUUGCCCUCAAUUGCGAUAUACAGCGGAAGAGCACGUUCGAUAGGAAGCACUACUUCUACCAGGACCAACCAGCAGGCUAUCAAAUAACACAAUACUACGAACCCUUCGCGAAAGACGGCCACCUAACCCUCCACUCGCACGACGGCAUCGACCCCUCAGACCACCCCUCCAUAAGAAUCGGCAUAAAACAAAUCCAGAUGGAGCAAGACACCGCCAAGACCCUCCAGCAACCCCCUUCCACCCACCUCCUCGACUUCAAUCGCGUCUCGCACCCCCUAAUCGAGAUAAUCACCCUCCCUCACAUCCACCACCCCGCCACCGCCGCCGCCUGUGUGCGUAAAAUCCAGUCGAUCCUUGGCUCUGUCAACGCCGUGACCGCAGGCAUGGAAAUGGGGGGGUUGCGCGCGGAUGUCAAUGUCUCGGUGCGUGAGCGGCAUCGCGCUGAUGACGCGAGAGCGGGGCACUCGUACUAUGGUGUCAGGGGCCUGGGGCAAAGGACCGAGAUCAAGAACCUCAGCAGCUUCAAAGCCGUCGAGGACGCCGUGAUCGCGGAGCGGGAUCGGCAGAUCGAGGUGCUAGAGGCUGGCGGGGUGAUCGAGGGUGAGACAAGGGGGUGGACGCUUGGGAGUACGCAGACAAGGAAGCUGAGGGGGAAGGAGGGCGAGGUUGAUUAUCGGUAUAUGCCGGAUCCGGAUUUGGGGGCUGUGGUUGUGGGUGAGGAUUUAUUACAUCAUCUCAGAAACACGCUUCCGAUGCUGCCUGAUGAGACUGCUGAGACGCUGGUUGAUGAUCCGGGGUACGGGCUAACGAUGAAGGACGCGAAGACCCUUGUCACGCUCGAUGAUGGCGAUCGGCUGGAUUACUAUUUGGAUGUCGUUCAGAUGCUGCGGCAGCACAUGCCAGAAGACUUACAGUCAUCGAGCAAGAUCGGGAAGGUUGCAGCUAACUGGGUCUUGCACGAGCUGGGUGGCCUCCUAGCAACCGCAGGGCAGCCCUGGACAGCCAACACCGUCUCCUCAACCGCACUCGCCUCAAUCCUAGCGCAUCUCCUCCAGCGCCAGAUCACGGGACGUACAGCAAAGCAGCUCCUCUCAACAACCUUCUACGGUGACACCCGUUCCGUGCAAGAGACCAUCGCUGAGGAGAACCUGCUGCUUCGACCCAUGGCACGGGAGGAGUACGAGGCUCUUGCGCGGGAACUGAUAGACGCGAACCAGGACAUGGUGAAGGCGAUCAAGGAGAAAGGACAGAGAGGGAAGGUCAUGUGGUUCGUAGGGCAGAUGGUGCGGAAUGGGGAGGAGGGAAGGGUGGAGGCGGAGCGGGCGGAGGAGGUUGUGAGGGAGAUGCUGGAUGUCAAAGCGUAG
Molecule: messenger RNA, 1815 nt
Organism: Coniosporium apollinis CBS 100218
Lineage: Eukaryota; Fungi; Ascomycota; Dothideomycetes
Exons: 4
Coding region: 1-1815 (604 amino acids)
Biological process (GO): glutaminyl-tRNAGln biosynthesis via transamidation; mitochondrial translation
Molecular function (GO): glutaminyl-tRNA synthase (glutamine-hydrolyzing) activity
Source: RefSeq, a predicted model, not a curated record